UCAUACAGAGCGGCGUGACAGCAGGGCGUCCGGAGGACCGGGGAGCGUGUGUGGGAACAAAAUAAACCCCAAAACAAAACACUGACCAGCAAACAAGCAGAAGUGACAAGAAGAGGACAAGACAAAGUGUUUCUGUGUGGGAUAUUUCUGUUCCAACUCCUGACCGCGCACCACAGUUUCUGACUCUGUUCCACCGCUGCUUGGCUGUGUUCGGUCCCGGAGCUGAUGGGCUACAGAGCGGAUGGCGUGCUACUACCUGGUGAUCAGCUCCACGCACCUCAGCAACGGCCACCUCCGGAGCAUCAAGGGAGUUUUCCGGGGACCGCUGUGUACCAGCGGCGGAGCAGAAUCUCCGAACUAUGCUGAGAAGGAGAAAGCCAUCACCAAAGCCCUGGAGGACCUGAAGGCCAAUUUCUACUGUGAGCUCUGUGGCAAACAGUACCACAAAUAUCAAGAGUUUGACAACCACAUCAACUCGUACGACCAUGCGCACAAACAGAGACUGAAGGAGCUCAAGCAGAGAGAAUUUGCACGCAACGUCUCGUCUAAGAGCUGGAAGGAUGAAAAAAAGCAGGAGAGAGCACUGAAACGGCUACAUCAAAUUGCCUUGCUGAAACAGAAGAGGGACAGUGACAAUGAAAAGAGUCCAGAGUUAAGAGCUGCACCCAGAGACCAGCAGCAGGAAAAAGUUAGGCUUAAAGGAAGUGACCGGCAUUCCUCCAGGCAUUCCUUCUCCAGAAACCAGCCUGAAACCGCUCCCUCUCCAAGCCCACAGAGUCCUCCGUCCAGUUCUGAGCUCAGAGAUCAGUGUUCCAUUCAGGUUCAGUGUUCCUCGCUUCUGUCUCAGACCCCGAAAGGUCACAGGCACACUAGGGCGGGGAUCUCAUUCUGUUUCGCAAGACGAGCUCAAUUGAAGCUGGACUCCUGUGCAUCAGUGUUUAAUGAUGGACCAGAUGAAUCCAAUGAUCAAUUCAAUGAUCAAGCGCUUCAACAAGAGCAACAGAAGAUGUCCUUGCAGACCCUCUGGUCCAGAACUCUUUCUCCCACACUGACACAGGAAGACCACAAUCUCAUUCUUGACUCAGUACCCCCAAGGCAACAUUCAGAUCAACCGAAUCAAGAGGAUUCAAGAGACAGUCUGGAGUUUGAGGUGAAGCAGGGUUGUCAGAGGCAAGGUUGUCCCAAAAUACAUGUACCAGAACAUGAAAAGCAGUUUGGAUAUCUGGAAGAUGCAACAGCUAACCAAAGCCUGAUAUCCAAACAAGAGAAGACAGACCAAGAGUCUGGACUAUUCAGCACACAUGAUGACUUGCUAGCAGGCAGCAAACAUGGGAUGACUGAAAAAUGUCAAUCAGACACUGAGGGGGACUCUAUGUGUAAAAAUACUCCUUUCUUAAAUGUUGUGGGCAAGGAUGGAAGUAAGCUGAAAUGGCCAUGUGAGUUUGUGAGGUACACUUCUGACCACCCCUGUGUGUCCUACAGCUGCAAUCCAUUCUGCUUAAAUUUCAAAUGCACAGAAGGUCAAGAAAACAGCAGCGGGGUUCAAAAAUCAGACUCCAACCUCUCAAAUCAAUCUAGCAAACAUGAAAAAUUAAUCCAAGAUGUUGCUAAGCCUAAAUCAGGCAUUUUAAAGCCAAAGAGACACAAACACAAAGUAAGGAGAAGGAUUCAUGAGCGUAAAUUAAAUGUUGCAAGGGAACCGUGGAUGGGCUGUGCACCUGAAACCUUCUCCCAGAUGCCUACUGCAGAACACUCUGAAUUUAAAAGCACCAUAGACAACCAGACACAUGUAAAAAAGAAACACAGGAAGAAGAGGCACAAGUUCAGGAAAAAAAGAUCACAGAGGAACAAAGCGUCCAAUAAGACAAGACGUCUAAGCUUAAAAAGUAUCAUCGUGAAUGCCUUUUCUUCACCAACAUACCGCAAACAGAAGCGCCAAAGGUUGCUAUCUGCCGUCCACCUGUCAAAACAAAGGGCUUUUUUGCAUGCUUCCAUUCAAUCCCCAGCUGAGAUUGAGGAUGAUUACCAGUGGUAUGACAACUUCUGUGAGUCCAAACAGGCUGGUGAUAGGCUAGCUCCAUUCAGUGACAAGUCCGGCUCAUGGGACAUUCAGUCAGACCUAAGCUCUGAUGAGGACCUGCCUGCUUUUCAAUGGGAGAGAGACUGUCCUUCUCCUGUGUCAACUCCCUCAUAUUCCUGGAGGAGUGGACACUGUCAGCCCAAUGCGUACAUCAGAAGAUCUAGUCACAAUUCCCCUUGCUAUGGUUACAGACACACGUCAGACAGCCCAGAUAGAGACACCAAAUGCAGACAGGACUACUGGGAUUACAGAGACUCAGAAAUCUACAGGGAGAGGAAUUACUCUGGAUUUUUCCAGAGUCCCUGUAUAAUAAAGCAGAGGUACAAUAUCAGAAGGCAAAAGAGAGUCCAUGAGGAGAACAAGAACAGAGAAUACCAAAAUCUAGGCACAAAAAGAAUAUGUAUUUACAGAGUAUAUGGGGAUGCCGAGCCUCACGAAACAAAAAGCGAUUGGUGGUGCGGGAGGCUCAGACCUGGUCGUAGGAGGCAAAGAAAAAGAAACAGAUACUGGUUAGGCUCAGAGGUGUGUAAAGAGAGAAAGUAUUAUCCCCCCAGUCCUCUGCCCAGGCACAGCCCCACUUCCUCCAGUACCACCAGCAUUUCAGACCUCAGUGUAGAUUGUAGCUCUCCCAUCAAACCAUCCUCUUAUGGGCAACCCCAACCUCAUCACAGUGACUUAAAAUGGCCAGCAGAGAGAUCCACCAGGACCAAAGCUUCACAUUCAAGAGAACACACACCCAAAGCAAGGAGCCCUUCACCAGUACCCACAUCUGUUUCUAGAUCAGAGACAACACUUUCAGACCCUACAGAAAAGCAGAAACACAAACCCAACUCCCCUGAAUCAUCACAUCAGACUAUAUUAACAAAUACAAAAGCCACUGAUCUUAGAGUUCGCUCUUUCACACUUCCCUUGAUUGGUAAACUCCCCUCUUUAAAAAAAGGAACACGACAGAUAGGAAUUAACACAGAGAAAGCUAGUAGUUGCAAUAACCAAGUUCAAACAUGUUCAAAACCUGAAAACCAAGCAACGACACCUGACACUCCCCAAAAAGAAAUGUACAAUUUAACGUUAUCCACCAAUCAAAGAACUACAGAGUGCAAAAAAAGCUCCACAACUCUCGAAAACCUCAACAGAACCCCGAAGCAAACAUCCGAAACUCUGGAAAAUCAGACCUCAAGUUGCACAACCCCUCCCCUGACUAAAAAACCAAUAACAUUCACUGAGGAUGAAAUAGAUAAGUACAGACUUCUUCAACUUCAGGCCCAGCAGCACAUGCAGCAACAACACCUCCAAGAGCACCACAAUACGCCAAGAUAUUCAUCAGCCCUGGAGGUUCCUCCACUGAAUCACACACCUAUGCUCGCUCCAGAGCCUUCAAAUCAGACCUUACCGUUCCCCUGUCACCCAUACACCAUAGAUCAGCCAGGAACACUUUCAAUUUUCUCCUCUCCCUGUCCUUCCCCUUCUUUUGCAUCCCACAAAUCUCCUCACUCUGCUCUCCAUCCCUCUCUCUCUCAGUCCCACUUUGCCCCGUUUCCCUUCCCUGCUGUUUUUUAUCCAGCUUCCCCUGCAGUGGUUUUGUCAACCCACCCACUCCACCUGAUCUCAGCAGCAAACCUCAACCCUCCUGGCCUGGCACUUCACCCCUUAACACACUCAUCGCUGCUCUCCUCUGUGCUUACCCCGACCCACAUGGCCGCUGCCAGGGCUUUGCAGAUUCACCCCUUACUUCAUCCUCUGUUCCCUCGACAGGACUUUCAGCACUACCCCAGUAUUGCCAGCUAG
Trichomycterus rosablanca is the source of this 3865-nucleotide messenger RNA. RefSeq names its product zinc finger protein 804B. The transcript has 4 exons. Bases 242 to 3865 code for a protein of 1207 amino acids. NCBI's taxonomy places the organism in Eukaryota, Metazoa, Chordata, Actinopteri, Siluriformes, Trichomycteridae. The record is from RefSeq and is a predicted model, not a curated record. Gene Ontology annotation, cellular component: nucleus.